Caenorhabditis briggsae is the source of this 708-nucleotide messenger RNA. The record is from RefSeq and is a predicted model, not a curated record. Gene Ontology annotation, molecular function: protein binding. The transcript has 5 exons. NCBI's taxonomy places the organism in Eukaryota, Metazoa, Nematoda, Chromadorea, Rhabditida, Rhabditidae. The coding region runs from base 1 to 708 and encodes 235 amino acids.
AUGACGGGCGACAUCCAAACUCAACCAAUCUCAGAUGCUCUCCAAAGCAAAAUCAACUUGUUCCGCACAACGACAGAUCUCCGAACAUUCCAAAUCAACACGCAAACGGACACAAUUUUCGUCAACCUCAAUUAUUUGGCUGAAAUCUCGGAAUACUUUCAUAUCCUCCGAACCGGAUCCUACACCGAGAAGACAUCUGAAAAAGUGAUAUUGGAUGACGUUUUCACCGAGGAACUUGUCAUCUUUCUGUCAUACGCAUGCCCGGAAGGCUUCGAGUUUGACCGCACUAUCAAUCAACAAAACAUCACAGCGCUCGCCUACUUCUCCGACCGUUUCAUGGUUCCAUGGGUGAAGCAAGAGAUUAAGAAGUACUUCAAGAGCGUUUAUUACCGUAUUCGCUCUAACAAACGUAAGCUCAAUUAUCUCGAUUUCUGUAAAAGGUGUCAGAAAUUUGUCUACUGCCAAAAUAUUCACCAUAUUAUCACCAAUAUUUCAUGUGCUAACUUACACUUUCACUGUUCGUCCACAAUCCUAUUUCAACUGGAACGACAAUCGCGCUCGUCUCUUCUUCUAAACAUCUCGAGAGCCACAUCACUACCAUGUCAAUACGCCUUUUCUUACUGUAUUUCCGUUGCUUUUGAAGCAAAACUGUAUAUUUUCUUGACUUUGUCACCUUCCAUCCCUGGCCUUCUGUAUAUUUGGGUUUAA